CACCUUGUCCCACUCUUGCGGCUCUGCGGCCUAGUCAGCUUGACCGGCCCUAAGGCGCCAUGGGCGGCGGAAGCAGCGCUCCCCGGAGGGUCACCUUCGAGGCCGACGAGAACGACAACAUCACCGUGGUCAAGGGCGUCCGGCUGUCUGAGAAUGUUAUAGAGCGUAUGAAGGAUCCGUCUUCACCUGGUGGGAGGUCUCAGCAGAAAUCGGGAUCUGGUGGCCAUGGCUCAAUUGGAGGAACUUCAGUGAACGAAGAAGACCUAAAGAAAAGAAUAGCAGAAGAAUUGGCAUUAGAACAAGCCAGGAGAGAUGCUGAUGCACAUAAAAGACUAAAGCAAAAUCAAAUGCACGUGCGAGAUGAAAUUGGCAAAGUUCUCGAGCGAGAGAGGGCUGCCUCGAAUGAGCAUUUGGCCAGAGCCAUUCUGAGAGAGAGAGCAGCAACUGAAGAGGAGCGCCUGAAAGCACAGCAGCUGGCCAAGCAGCUGGAAGAGAGAGACAGGGAGCUGAAGAAGCAUGAUACUUACUACAAAGAGCAGCUGGCUCGACUGGAAGAGAGGAGUGCACAGUUCUACAAAGUCACCACGGAGCAAUACCAAAAAGCCGUCGACGAGGUAGAUGCCAGAUUCAAGCGAUAUAAAUCUACCCCAGUGUGUGCCGACCUGCAGAGUAAAAUCCUCCAGUGUUAUCAGCAAAACUCCCAGCAGACGCUCAGCUGCUCAGCUCUGGCCAGCGAGUACUUCAAGUGUGUCAACCAUGCCAAGCAGAGCAUGGCUGGCAGAGGAGGAUAAAGAUUCCUCUGCAGCAAGCGUCAAUCCAUCAACUCCAAUUCCAGCAGCAGAAGGGGGUGUUUUAUUCGAGAGCAAACCAACGGCCCAUUUACAGGGCAGACGGAAAGAGCGCGCAAAUCCAGAAGGGCCAAAUCAGGACCGGUGGACAUCGCGGCUCAAUCAACGUGGCCAAGACCAGUUUCUCAUUACGCUAGAAAUUGCACAUCCGAGGGCAGCUCGUAAAACCCACUUACCAGUGAUUGAAGGAAGGCGAGGCAGAAACCUUCCGCUGACCUUAGUAGGGGGUUUGGAAUCUCCCCCUGAUUCUGCUGUUUUCACUGCAGAACCUGCUCACGCUGCCAGACGCUUCUCUGGGCCUGCCCUGGCGGCCUGCUGCGUCCUUCCAAAUGUUGUGUUUUCUUUUGCAUAAUCAUGAGGAUGUUGGUUUAAUUUAUUGCCAAAAUGAUGUCACCAAAAGGGUCAUCCGUCUUCCCCUCUGUUGGAAUCACGUUUCGAAAGCCUCCACUGCAUGGGAGUUCAUUGAUUGCAAAUUAUCGUCGUAAUAAGGCAUUUGAUUACAUUGUAACGGUAACCUGUGAUUGUGCUGUGCUAUCACGAAGUACUGACAAUUAUAUUCUCUCAGUAUCAAUAAUAAAAAAGUGUUUUGUGGAAGG
Messenger RNA from Elgaria multicarinata webbii, 1444 nucleotides. It is a transcript of the gene CHCHD3, whose product is annotated as coiled-coil-helix-coiled-coil-helix domain containing 3. The record is from RefSeq and is a predicted model, not a curated record. Gene Ontology annotation, cellular component: MICOS complex; mitochondrion. Gene Ontology annotation, biological process: inner mitochondrial membrane organization. Bases 60 to 791 code for a protein of 243 amino acids. The transcript has 8 exons. NCBI's taxonomy places the organism in Eukaryota, Metazoa, Chordata, Lepidosauria, Squamata, Anguidae.